AUGGCGACACCGAUCAUUGAGAUUGUCUUGUCCGGAAAAUCCAGCAGCCGGUAUUACCUGUCACUGGCGGACCUGGAGGGCCUUUCUGGAGUAAAUUCUCCGAAAGCCCUGAAUCUCUGUCGAUUCGAGGGCCCUCGAGGAACCGGAAAAGGGAGAGAGUCGGUGCGUUCCGUGUGUGACACCCCCUGCUUAACUCGGGCCGGCAAAGCUCUUUCGUACGCCAGUGACUUUUCUGGUCCAAUGGACGUCAAGUGGGAUGGUCUAGAUUGCUAUGGGCUUGUGGAGGAUGUAGAGAGUGAUUAUAGUGGAAAAGAUGAUCAGGUUGAUGUCUCCCCGAAAGAAUCGGAAACUCAAACGUGA
Penicillium argentinense is the source of this 360-nucleotide messenger RNA. RefSeq lists its product as uncharacterized. NCBI's taxonomy places the organism in Eukaryota, Fungi, Ascomycota, Eurotiomycetes, Eurotiales, Aspergillaceae. The record is from RefSeq and is a predicted model, not a curated record. The transcript has a single exon. The coding region runs from base 1 to 360 and encodes 119 amino acids.